Nanorana parkeri is the source of this 740-nucleotide messenger RNA. RefSeq names its product NFKB inhibitor interacting Ras like 1 (gene NKIRAS1). The record is from RefSeq and is a predicted model, not a curated record. Gene Ontology annotation, molecular function: GTP binding; GTPase activity. Lineage: Eukaryota; Metazoa; Chordata; Amphibia; Anura; Dicroglossidae. Gene Ontology annotation, biological process: canonical NF-kappaB signal transduction. Bases 61 to 678 code for a protein of 205 amino acids. The transcript has 5 exons.
GGGCUGUAGAAACUUGUUUGCCUCACAACUGCCUAAGGUACGCAAGAGAUUUCCCUGUGUAUGAUGGGGAAGGGAAGCAAAGUUGUUAUUUGUGGACUGGCCAGAGUUGGAAAAACCGCUAUACUCGAGCAGGUGAUCUAUGGAAAUCAUAUAGUUGGUCAGGAAAAUAGUGACACCCUGGAAGAUGUUUAUGUAGCUUCUGUGGAAACUGAUCGAGGUGUGAGAGAGCAGCUGCGCAUUUAUGACACGCAAGGACUUCAUGAUGGAAUGGAGUUCCCAAAACAUUACUUUUCCUUUGCUGAUGGCUUCAUCCUUGUCUACAGUGUGGACAACUUGGAAUCUUUCCGAAGGGUUGAGCAGCUUAAAAGGGAUGUUGACAAAUUCAGGGAUAAAAAAGAGGUGGUGACCAUCGUUCUGGGAAAUAAAUCAGACCAGGAGGACUCCAGACAAGUGGACACAGAGAUGGCUUCGCAGUGGGCAAGAGCUGAAAAAGUAAAAUUAUGGGAGGUGUCUGUGUCAAACAGGAAGUCCUUACUUGAGCCAUUCACACUGCUGGCCAGCAAACUCAAUCACAUCCAAUCUAAAUCAACCUUCCCUUUGCCAGGGAGAAAAACAUUGUUCUCGUGUUGGUUAUGGGGUUGUAAGUCCUGCUGGUUUCGGCGUGAUGUCUUCCUCUGAGUGGCACUUGGUAUCUCACACAUGGAUCGUCAUUCUGUAUUGGUCGCCUGUAAAAAGCUCCU